This is a messenger RNA of Anopheles merus, 2981 nucleotides long. RefSeq lists its product as uncharacterized. NCBI's taxonomy places the organism in Eukaryota, Metazoa, Arthropoda, Insecta, Diptera, Culicidae. The record is from RefSeq and is a predicted model, not a curated record. The transcript is spliced from 4 exons. The coding region runs from base 593 to 2752 and encodes 719 amino acids.
AGGAAAAUACAAAAAAAGGGUGUUCGGUUCUUGUUGGACAACUUAAACUAUAACCGAAUUACAACCAGCGACACACAAUUACUAUUGUUGAUCGCGACUCCGUCACUGGUGGGGGGUUCUGUGGUGUGCUCGCUGGUGGCAAUAUGGCAUAAUUACUAUGCUUGGAAGCUCGUGUCCCCAGCAGCCCAUAAUCAGCAAUCAGCAAUAAAGGUAGCGAGAGGAUAACGGAAGCUUUACAAACCGUUAGCAACGAGAAUUAGAGCGUAGCACACGAAGCCUAGCACACGAAGCGUCCCAGGUGACAACUGGUAUACAUUUUUGGCUUAAACUCGUCGAUAAGAGCUCGAUUUAACCGAUUGUCACAUGAUAAUGAGAAUGUGUGAGUGAAGAACGUCAUGCUGAAGCGUUUCAUUUGGUUUGUGAUUUUCUGCCUUGCGUGAUGUGUGUCAUUAUCUCGCUCAAUUUUCAUUACAAUUAAUUCUUCGUUACAUGUACGUUUUAGCUAUUUAAUUCGUCAAUUACUUUUGUUACGUGGAUUAAGGAUAAACUUCUGUAGUGAAAGUUUGUUAUUAGUACUAAAACUCAAUGCAAAAUGAAACGAAGCAGAAAAGCUAUUUGCCGUACAAACAAAAAACUUGCUGUUUUAUCUACACAAUAUGAUAAUCAAAACAUGCAAUUGGAAGCUGCGGAAUCUAUCCAGAUGUUUCAUUGUAGUGAUGGAUCCCGCCAAGACAAUACCCCACCCCCCCUACCAAUGGAAGAAUUCGUUACGGAAUCUGAUGUAGUCGACCAUUGUGCCACACACAACAUCAGCAUCGAUAAUAUGUUGCAAGAAAUUUCGGAGGGUGGUAUUCAAAACAAUGAUUAUGAUUUGAAUGGUAAUGUGGAUGAGGAUGUGGAAUCAGAGGAUAAUGUAACGAUGAUACCCGUUGAAAACUCUUCUGAUGAAGAUUCAAGAGAUUUGGCUGAAGAUUCCACUACAGCUCAUGUAUGUAACAAUCAUAAUAACGUUAAUGAAUGUUUAAGAGAUUGGGCAAUUGUCCACAAUGAACCACGUUCGUCAGUUAAUGAAAUACUAGCAAUCUUUCGGAAAUGGACCGAAUUUAUUGUGCCAAAAGACUCGAGGACCCUGCUAAAAACUCCCACAACCAUCAGGUAUCAAAUCCAAACAGUAGCCGGAGGAGAAUUUUGGUACAAGGGAAUAUAUACUAAUCUCAAACACCUUUUUAAAUCAAAUACUCCGUUAGUAGAUGAAAUUUCAAUUCAUCUCUUCAUGGACGGCAUCCCUCUUCAUAAAGGAGGACCAACCCAACUUUGGCCCAUCCUUAUGAGAGUAGUAGAACUACCUCUAGCUCCGAUCAUGAUGAUCGCUGUAUUCUGUGGUUCCUCAAAACCAUCCUGUCUAGAGGCUUACCUGAGGCAGUUAGUAGAAGAAGCUAAUGAAUUGAUAAGUGCAGGUUUGCAGAUCGGAGGUAAAACACUGGGAUUUAAAGUCAAAGCAAUCAUUGCUGAUUUACCGGCACGCGCUUUUGUAAAAGCUACUACCAAUUUUAAUGGAUAUCAUGGUUGCAUGAGAUGUACUUGUGUUGGAGAAUGGCAUCGUGCAGGAAAAAAAAUCAUAUUUGAUGCUGUUGGAGCACCUCUAAGAACGGAUGAAGGAUUUCGACGAAGAGAAUGUCCUGGUCAUCAUCAAGUUUGGCGGUCGCCUUUGGAGGAUUUAAACAAAUUUGAUAUGGUUAAUGACGUACCAACUGAGCGUAUGCAUUUAAGCGACCUGGGGGUGACUCGACGACAUCUUUGUUGUUUAGUUGGGGGUAAGUUUAAGACAAUUCCAAACCUGUCUCCCACCGAUAAAGCGGCCAUAUCUAAGUUUUUUCUAAAAGUACAAUUUCCUUCCGAGAUCCAUCGUAAGCUCAGAGGAUUGAAUGUACUACGCUAUUGGAAGGCUUCAGAAUUUCGAUCAUAUUUGCAUUAUGUCAGCCCAAUAAUAAUGGAAGAAUUUUUAGGUAAAAAACCAUAUUGCCAUUAUUUGUUAUAUUUUUGUGGGAUAACAAUGUUUUCGUCUGCAUUUCAUAAGCAUCAUUGGAAACGUGCCUCUGAUUUUCUAAAUAGCUUCGUAAGGGAUUACGGUGAGAUAUAUGGUCGUGAGCAUUUAACAAACAACGUCCAUAACUUACAACAUAUAGCCCAUGAUGUUAAUGAAAAUGGACCUAUCGACGAUAAUUCUGCUUACGACUUUGAAAGCUUUUUACAAACUUUAAAACUAUCUGCACGGUCAGGAUUUAGAUGUUGUGUUCAAGUGGCGUCCCGAUCGGUAGAACGUGCUUCUAGUAAUGUGAAUCCUAGUAGUACAAACCGAACUUACCCAUAUUUAACUAGAAAUAAGAAAGGCAUUUUUUUGACCUCAGGAUUUGUUUUACGGCCGUUGAAAAGGGACAGAUGGUUUUUGACCAAACGCAAUGAAAUUGUUAAAUUUUUAAAUGUUGCAAAAACCAAUGGUACGUUUUUAGUGACAGGAAAAAAGUUUGAGUACCAAUAUAAUUUAUUUUCUUUUGUGUUUAGCGUGGAUGAUUCGGAGUUUGUAUUUUCAUCUUCCGACAUACUCAUUUUUAAAGUACGCGAAGAGAUUCCAACUACUGAAAUAGUAGUGUCUUUACAAGACAUCAGGUGUAAACUUGUAGCUAUAUAUCCUCCUUCUAAAUCUGGUACAAUUGCCUUUUUUCCACUUUUACAUACGCUUACACCAGACUGAGGUAGAAUUUGUCACAUAUAUUAAAGUAGACCUAGUGUGUUGCAUGUAACUUUUUGCAUUAUUAUUGUAUAUGGUACAAGGAUAGUUUAGUUAUUAUUCAUUAGUUUUUUUCGUUUGUAGUAUGUUUAGGAAUGAUUAUGCAUUAAAAUGUGUUUAAAAAUCAAAUUAGAAUUUUAAACGUCAAACAGCCUUCGUUCAUUAGUGAGGUGCGGGUCGAUUCGCACCUACA